Messenger RNA from Eubalaena glacialis (North Atlantic right whale), 723 nucleotides. RefSeq names its product SRY-box transcription factor 14 (gene SOX14). The transcript has a single exon. Gene Ontology annotation, biological process: anatomical structure morphogenesis; positive regulation of transcription by RNA polymerase II; cell differentiation. Lineage: Eukaryota; Metazoa; Chordata; Mammalia; Artiodactyla; Balaenidae. Gene Ontology annotation, molecular function: RNA polymerase II cis-regulatory region sequence-specific DNA binding; DNA-binding transcription factor activity, RNA polymerase II-specific. The record is from RefSeq and is a predicted model, not a curated record. Bases 1 to 723 code for a protein of 240 amino acids.
AUGUCCAAACCUUCGGACCACAUCAAGCGACCCAUGAACGCCUUCAUGGUAUGGUCCCGAGGCCAGCGGCGCAAGAUGGCCCAGGAAAACCCCAAGAUGCACAACUCAGAGAUCAGCAAACGCCUAGGCGCCGAAUGGAAGCUUCUGUCCGAGGCAGAGAAGCGGCCGUACAUUGACGAGGCCAAGAGGCUACGCGCCCAGCACAUGAAGGAACACCCUGACUACAAGUACCGGCCGCGGCGCAAGCCCAAGAACCUGCUCAAGAAGGACAGGUAUGUCUUCCCCCUGCCCUACCUGGGCGACACGGACCCGCUCAAGGCGGCCGGCCUGCCCGUGGGGGCCUCCGACGGCCUCCUGAGCGCGCCCGAGAAAGCCCGGGCCUUCUUGCCGCCCGCCUCGGCGCCCUACUCCCUGCUGGACCCCGCGCAGUUUAGCUCGAGCGCCAUCCAGAAGAUGGGUGAAGUGCCCCACACCUUGGCCACCGGCGCGCUGCCCUACGCGUCCACCCUGGGCUACCAGAACGGCGCUUUCGGCAGCCUCAGCUGCCCCAGCCAGCACACGCACACGCACCCGUCCCCCACCAACCCGGGCUACGUGGUGCCCUGUAACUGUACCGCCUGGUCUGCCUCCACCCUGCAGCCCCCCGUCGCCUACAUCCUCUUCCCGGGCAUGACCAAGACUGGCAUAGACCCUUAUUCGUCAGCCCACGCCACGGCCAUGUAA